Cryptomeria japonica (Japanese cedar) is the source of this 2752-nucleotide messenger RNA. RefSeq names its product L-type lectin-domain containing receptor kinase SIT2. The record is from RefSeq and is a predicted model, not a curated record. Gene Ontology annotation, cellular component: plasma membrane. Bases 16 to 2190 code for a protein of 724 amino acids. The transcript has 2 exons. Gene Ontology annotation, biological process: protein phosphorylation. Lineage: Eukaryota; Viridiplantae; Streptophyta; Pinopsida; Cupressales; Cupressaceae. Gene Ontology annotation, molecular function: ATP binding; carbohydrate binding; protein kinase activity.
CACACCUACCCCAGCAUGGGGACACAGCUUAGGUUCGCCUUUAUUUUAGUAUCUCUUUUCCGGCGUGAUCUUUCUGCUGCCUUUUGUCCAGCAAGCUCUACUUUUAUUCCCGUAGCCAGAGAGCUUUUAAUAUUCGAGCUACCAGUCAGGUUUAAACUCUUAUAUUACAGGCAUGGGAACGGAGCACACAAAAAAAAUGGAAAUUUAGCAGGACAAAAAGCUAAAUUUGCACAAUUUUGCGUGUGUGUGGUCCUUAUACUUUGCCUCUUCCCUCCUUCGCUUGUUGCACAAGCCCCUACAAAUUUUACCUUCAACCAAUUCAAUGCCUCCACCCUCGAAUUGUUUGGGAAUGCUUCAGUGCAGUCCACUGCCAUUUCUCUUAAUAGCCCAUCCCACUUCAGUAUCGGCCGCGCUUUCUAUCCUGGGUCUCUGAAUUCUACCUUUUCUUUCAGCACAACUUUUGUGUUUAGCAUUGUUCCUUCUUCAGAUACAGAUAGCGGGCAUGGACUGGCGUUUAUAAUGACGCCCCACAAAUCUCCAGAGGGUUUUAUAUCAGCUCAGUACCUUGGCUUGAUAAGCAAUAUCUCAAGCAUGGGAGAGGCCUCUGAUCAUCUUUUUGCGGUGGAGUUUGACACGACAAAGAACGUGGAAUUUGGGGACAUCAAUGACAAUCAUGUUGGUGUGGAUCUCAAUAGCCUCGUGUCUUUACAGGCUAAGAGUGCAGGCUACUGGACUGACAACAACCAGUUCAAAGAUUUGGAUCUCAACAACGGUCAGAAUAUUCAAGCUUGGAUUGAUUAUGAUCAUCUUCAAAACGAGGUCAAUGUCACCAUUGCAGAGCCUGGUUCACAUCGCCCAGAAAAACCGCUGAUAAAUGCGAAAAACUUGUCCCUGUCCAACAUUUUUCAAGAAGAAAUCUACGUUGGUUUCUCAGCAGCUACAGGAACCCUUGUUGAAGAGCAUUACAUACUCGCCUGGAGCUUUGCUACAAAUAGAAACGCCCCAUUCCUGAAUACAUCUAAUCUUUCGUCCUUUAUACACAGAAAGUCCAAGAGCUCAAAUUCCAGACUAAUAGCCGGCAUUAUCACAGCUUGUGUGGUCCUCCUCCUCGUGGUGGUGGCAGCAUCACUUGUGCGGUUGAAGAGAAACAAGUACAGAGAAGUCAUCGAAGAAUGGGAAAUGGAGUAUUGGCCUCACAGGUUUAAGUACAAAGACCUAAAUAUUGCAACCAAGGGCUUCCGAGAGGAAGAACUUUUGGGAUCCGGAGGCUUCGGUCGGGUAUACAAAGGAGUCCUUCCCACAAACGACCUCCAAGUAGCAGUGAAAUGUAUCCUUAGAGAAACCGAUGAUGGGGUGAAGGAAUUCAUAGCAGAAAUCUCUAGUCUUGGCCGGCUUCAACAUCGAAACCUUGUUCAGAUCAGAGGCUUCUGCAGGCGAGAAAAACAGCUAUUCAUAGUUUAUGACUACAUGCCCAAUGGGAGCCUGGACAAGAUGCUAUUUGGAAACCCAAAGAAGGUGCUCGACUGGGAUCACAGGUACAGAGUCCUCAGAGAUGUCGCUGCAGGGUUGUUGUAUCUUCACGAAGAAUGGGAGCAAUGCGUAGUGCACAGAGACAUUAAGUCCAGCAAUGUUUUGCUGGACUUAGAGCUGAACGGAAAGCUGGGAGAUUUUGGGCUUGCCCGUCUGUACGAGCACAACGAGAACUCGCACACUACUCGUGUGGUAGGAACGCUGGGGUACAUCGCACCAGAGCUGAUACACACAGGAAAGGCCAGCCCCGCCACAGAUGUGUUCAGCUUUGGUAUUUUUAUGUUGGAGGUUGCAUGCGGAAGGAGACCUGUCGAUAUGUCCCUCCAAUCUGAAAAAGUAGUUAUGGUGGACUGGGUGAGAGUGCUCCAUGACACAGGCAGUCUGAUGGAUGCAGCCGACCCAAAUCUUGGUGGGCAAUAUGUUGAAGGUGAGAUGGAGAGAGUGCUGAAACUGGGUCUGAUCUGUUCCAAUCCUCACCCAGAACGCAGGCUUGGCAUGAGACAAGUUCUGCAAAUACUUGAAGAAGAAGCUCCACUACCAGGUUUUGAAGGUCCGGUAUAUUCGGAGACGAGUGCACCCAGCAGUAUGACGUGGAAGUCUCCUCCAUAUUACAGUCGUAGCACAGAAGCUUCCACUUCCAUGUCUCUCGACGGACGAUAGACGCUACAAAAUUGCCUCAUACCUAGCACUUUCAUUCUUUCCUCCACAACCAACCCAAAUGCAAGCUUCUAAAAUUCGUUUUGACAGAGCCAGUAUGUACAAGGUGGAUCGAGGAUCUGUAUGGCGUGCUCUUGCUGCUGUAACCUGUUUUUUUAAUUUUAAUCCAGAGAAAUCGAGGGUUUUCUUUAGGAUUAAGGUAUAUAAUCUUUCGAUCUGGAGUUUAGUACUUUACAGGAUGAAUCCUUUCAUAAUCUUUCCAACAUGUACAAUAGACCAUCAUCUAUAUACCAGUAAGAAAUUUAAAAUUGAAUCUAGGACUGAACCAACCCCAGAGACUACUGUAACAUGCCUGUUAGUGUCCGUAUACUCUAAGGAUUCAGCUUAGCUUUUAGACUUACGGGUGUAAGUAUUUGUAAUGUAUCUGAAUACGAUACGUAUUUAUAGUUUAGUACAGCUUUUAAUGCCAGCAUUUACGAAGAUGUUAAUCAUUGAAUUUAUAGCAGUAUAUUUAUUGUAAUCCAAGUUGACACGUAUGCAAUUAUGUAGCACUCAAUAAAAAUAU